Molecule: messenger RNA, 1191 nt
Organism: Drosophila elegans
Lineage: Eukaryota; Metazoa; Arthropoda; Insecta; Diptera; Drosophilidae
Gene: Gr39a
Product: gustatory and pheromone receptor 39a
Exons: 4
Coding region: 43-1191 (382 amino acids)
Biological process (GO): sensory perception of taste
Cellular component (GO): axon; neuronal cell body; dendrite
Source: RefSeq, a predicted model, not a curated record
CCGUUUAUCCGAGUUCAUUAUAGAGCUAGACACCCAAUCGCAAUGGACGAUUUUCAGUCGGGGGAACUGUGUGCGUACUACCGCCUGUGUCGAUACCUGGGCAUAUUCUGCAUCGACUAUAAUCCCACCAAGAAGAGGUUCCUACUGCGGCGCAGUCUCGUCUGCUACGUGGUGCACUUUGCCCUGCAGGCCUAUUUGGUCGGCUGCAUAGCUGUGAUAGUCAUAUUCUGGGGCAAUUCCUUCAAGAGGGAGUUGACCCUGACGGGUAACCACUUCGAUCGACUGGUGAUGGUGACUGCAUUGGGCAUUCUGGUCAUCCAGAAUGCCUGGCUCAUUUGGCUGCAGGCGCCGCAUCUUCGGAUCGUCCGGCAAAUUGAAUUCUAUCGCCGGAAGCACUUGGCUGAUGUGCGACUGCUGCUGCCCAAACGCCUACUUUGGCUAAUUGUUUUCACCAAUCUGGUCUACAUGGCCAACUUCCUGAAGACGUGUGCGUUCGAAUGGCUGACGGAUCAUUCGGGACUCUUUGUUGUCACCACGCUGGGAUUCCCUCUGCGCUAUCUAGUCACCAGUUUCACAAUGGGCACAUACUUUUGCAUGGUGCACAUUCUGCGCCUGGUGCUCAGCUGGAAUCAGUCGCAAAUCACUGCGAUAAUCGAACAAUCCGCAGACAUUAAGAAGAGCAGCGCCAAUCUCCUACGUUUGCGGGCUUGUCUGGAGCUCCACGAUCGCGUGGUGCUCCUCUGCAAUGACGAGAUCAGUCUCGUCUACGGAUUCAUCGUCUGGCUGUCGUGGAUGUUCGCCUCGCUGGAUGUAACUGGCGUUAUCUACCUGACCAUGGUGAUUCAAACGAAGAAGUCGCUUUGCUUGAACUUGGUAGCAGACAUUGUGUGGCUUUCACCAACUUUGAUGACCUGUGCCGCUAGUUUCAUGAGCAAUUGCGUCGGCAUUCAGGCAAACAAAACGGCAAAGAUAUUGGCCAAAGUACCUAGGACCGGAACUGGUUUGGAUCGAAUGAUUGAGAAAUUUCUACUCAAAAACCUUCGACAACAGCCCAUUCUAACAGCCUAUGGCUUUUUCGCCCUGGAUAAAAGCACUUUGUUUAAGCUAUUUACAGCCAUAUUCACGUAUAUGGUUAUUCUGGUGCAGUUCAAGGAGAUGGAGAUUACUACAAAGUCGGCGAACAAAUUUUGA